GAACUUCACCUUCAUCAACAUGCCCAUCGGCAACAGGUUGUUCAGGUCCGAAAACCAGCAAUUGGGUACUCAUGCUGCCACCCUUCAGGGAGAGGCCGAGACGGCCAUUCGGGCAUUGAGGACGAUAGACCGCAUCAAGGAUUCCAAGCCGGGUUCAAGGCGUAGGACUUUCGAGUACGUUUGGAAUGGACUUGAGGAUGUGCUCGCCGAAGUUCGCGAGGAUCGCAAUGAACAGGCACUCAAGGAGUCCCUCAAGGAAGCCGAAAACAAACAGAAGCAAAAGGCGGAUGCCAAGGCUGCAGCUGCCAAGGCAACACCCGCCGUACCUCCCGGUAAAGGCAAUGGAAGGCCCAAGGCCAAAGGCCAAGGCACGGACAAGCCCCCAAAGGCCCCUACCAAAGCAACGCCAGGCGUCCCAGAUGCUGGAGGUCCAGGCAAAGGGAAGGGUAAAGGUGAGGGCAAAGGCAAAGGAAAAGGGAAAGGUAAGGAUUGCCCGUUUGAGCAUGUAGAUGCACCCAAGAAGGCUGCCCCAUCCAAGGCUGCACCAAAGGCCGCACUUGAGGAACAAGGGAUCCUCAAGGAUGCACUUGAGCGCCACAUCCAAGCGGCGAAGCAACUUCGUUUUGAGACCGGCAACGGCAUCACUGACAGUGACGAUGCAGACGAUGAGGGGGGUGAUGAAGAUGGUGAAGAUGAGCUUGAUGCAGUUGACGAGUUCGGUCAGCGCAUAGCCGCCGAUUUCAUCAUCGUGCGUAAGGACUCUAGAAGUACCGAAACGGUCGUCCUUGUCAUCCGUGAUGAAGCUACGGGUUACAUCAGGUCAUUCCCUCUAGUGUCUCGACACGAGGACGGGGUGAUCAAGUCAGUUCUUCAGUUCCUUGGCCGUUACAAGUCCGGCCCUUGUGUCCUAGUGAAAUCGGACAACGCCCGAGAGAUCAUUGGGGCAUGCGCUAGGUUUGCCGCGCAUGCAUUGAACUUGUACCAUCCAGCCACCGGGAUUGAAGGGAGUCGGUAUCUGAAUGCUGCCGAUUCCGAGUUCACUGGAAUGGUCAAGGAUCUUCCUGGGGACAAUGUUCUCAUAGAGUACGGUUGUGAGGUGAUGUCCCAGGCUAUCGCAGGGAUAGAUGCUUGGUUUUCGUUGCCAUGCACACACUUGUCCUCACACCAGAGCGUCAACACGAAUUCCCAAAGCCCGAAGUACGCGAGGAAGCUUUCGCAAAGGCGAGCAUCAUCGAUGCGAAUGUUGGUGUUAGCUUUGAACAUUGCGAACCACAUCAUUGCACAAGACGGUAGGGUAUCGUUUGAGUGGCCAUCAGAUUCCGGUGUAUGGCGCCAGAAAGAAUGGCUUGACUUUGCCCACAAGCAUGAGAUGUCGUAUGUAACGAACCACGGCGCCAGAAUAGAUGCCCGUGGGGAGCGUAACCACCACAAGUCGUCUUUCACGAUCGCAUCAAACUCGAAGCGUGUUUUAGAGCAUUUUGCCCACGGUAAGAAAGCCGGUGAUUAUCGUGAUGAGCACAGCGAUUCUGCAACCAGUGCUGCUGCACAUGAGUUUGCCGACAUUGUGGUAGAAGCUUUGUAUCCGCAACGACGCGAGUGGCAAGCUGAGCCUAAAGCCUUAGAGGCAAUAGCUGAAGAGGCACGGUCACAAGGGCACAAACUGCGAGUCGCAGAGCUCAUGACCCUUUGUGGCGUGAAGCACGCUGAGUUAGCACCAGAGUUUCAGAAGUUCAAAGGAAGGAUAGUCUACAGGGGGGAUAGGGUGCUUGAUGAGUUCAAUAACCUAGUUUUCUUUGAAGAGACGUCCACGACACCGACUGGACUAGCCUAUCUUCAGUCUGAACUUCGCGAAGAAACAUACGUAAUCUUGCCGAGAGAACUUUGGCUUGAAGGCUGGGCGACUUUGGCAAGAGUACUUGUCAAGGAUAUUGAUUUCAUUAGGUUCGUGUGCAUUCCCUGUGAUGUGGCAGAGUCGCAAGCAAACGUCAACUGCAAGAUCGACUCCAGAAGCCGAAAUGAUCGCUAUGGCAUCAGCUAUGUUCUCAGAAGUGAUCAACUUGCAGACGAAAGUUAUUCAGCACAGUACAUCAACAGCAAGGACCAACUCGCGAACGGAUUGACCAAGGUUAUUCCACCUGCAGAGUGGCCUGCGAUGCUUGUGCAGCUGUGUCUUUUCGAAGGUGAGAAACCGUCUCGACCAACAGCCCAGGUCGACGCAACGUCCUUCACGACUGGUGCUUACGCGUAUUUCCGAAGUAUCCUCCCGAAGCACAAGUUCACUGCCUUGAUGCUAUCCAAAGAUUUGAUCACCCAAACACACCGUGACAGCUUCAACGUGAACUCGGAGACAUCUUGCCCUUGGCCUGCCACCUUUGACCCUAG
Messenger RNA from Symbiodinium necroappetens, 2382 nucleotides. The record is from the annotation of a GenBank genome assembly. NCBI's taxonomy places the organism in Eukaryota, Dinophyceae, Suessiales, Symbiodiniaceae.